AUGGGAAGCCCUAACGCCACCGUGAAGCAUGAUUCCGUCUCAGAGACAGAUCCUACAAUCGAUUUCAUCGGAGACACACGACGGGACUCCGGCUCUGAUACGGAGUCUUGCGACGGCGACGGCGACGACUUGCCUCCUCCUCCUUCUCCGGGCUUGAGCCAAUUCGAAGAAGGAGAGAAAGUUUUUGCCAAGCACAGUGAUUGUUUCUACGAAGCCAAGGUUCUUAAAGUUGAUUAUAAAGUCAAUGAAUGGAAGUAUUUCGUGCAUUACAUUGGUUGGAACAAAAGUUGGGACGAGUGGAUAGGUCUGGAUUGUCUGUUGAAACAUACAGAUGAGAACAUUGAGAAACAACAGGAACUGGGGAUGAAGCAAGGAGUAAAGAGUGCUAUGGCUUGGAGAGUUUCAAAGAUGAAACCUAGAAGCCCUAAUGUUGCUAGAGGAAGAAAGCGGAAGCAAGAUUCUGUUGAUACAGAAAAGACUGUGGUUCCCUCCGACAACCUUUUAACUUUCCAUAUCCCACCUGCGCUAAGGAAGCAACUAAUUGACGAUUGUGAAUUUGUUACUCAGAUGCAGAAGCUUGUGCAACUUCCGCGCUCUCCAAAUGUGGAUGACAUCUUGAAGAAGUACAGUGACAGCAUAAUGAAGAAACAUGGCAUGGUAACUGAUUCAGUAGAGGAAAUUCUCAAAGGUUUGCGUUGCUACUUUGACAAUGCUUUACCGGUGAUGUUGCUUUACAACAAUGAACGAAAGCAGUACGAGGAAACCAUAUCUGAAGGUGUUUCUCCCUCAACUGUAUACGGAGCAGAGCAUUUGUUACGGCUCUUUGUGAAAUUGCCGGAGUUGCUAAUCCAUGUGAACAUGGCAGAAGAGACACUGAAGGAACUGCAGGACAAUUUUGUUGACAUUCUCAGGUUCUUGAGGAAAAAUCAGGGUUCGUUUUUUGUAACAGCAUACAAAGCAGUGGAAGACAUCGAGAAGAAUGAAGAUUAA
Messenger RNA from Arabis nemorensis, 990 nucleotides. The record is from the annotation of a GenBank genome assembly. NCBI's taxonomy places the organism in Eukaryota, Viridiplantae, Streptophyta, Magnoliopsida, Brassicales, Brassicaceae.